This is a messenger RNA of Mya arenaria, 3605 nucleotides long. RefSeq names its product isatin hydrolase-like. The transcript has 4 exons. Bases 2195 to 3049 code for a protein of 284 amino acids. NCBI's taxonomy places the organism in Eukaryota, Metazoa, Mollusca, Bivalvia, Myida, Myidae. The record is from RefSeq and is a predicted model, not a curated record. Gene Ontology annotation, molecular function: arylformamidase activity.
UGGGAGCCUGUUGUCGUAUUACUCUAUUGUAAGGUACAGCUGUUGGGAGCCUGUUGUCGUAUUACUCUAUUGUAAGGUACAGCUGUUGGGAGCCUGUUGUUGUAUUGCUCUAUUGUGAGGUACAGCUAUUGGGAGCCUGUUGUUGUGUUGUUCUGUAGUAGAGUUCAGCUGUUGGAUCCUAAUGUUGUUUUACUCUGUUGUAGAGUGCUACAGUUGGGGCCUGUUGUUGUAUUACUCUAUUGUAAGGUACAGCUGUUGGGAGCCUGUUGUUGUAUUACUCUAUCGUAAGGUACAGCUAUUGGGAGCCUAUUGUUGUAUUGCUCUGUAGUACAGUACAGCUGUUGGAGCCUAUUGUUGUAUUACGUUUUGGUAAAGUGCAGCUGUAGGGGCCUUUGUUGUAUAACUCUAUUGAAAAGUACAACUGAUUCAGCCUGUUGUGGUAUUCCUGUGGUUAGAGUCCAACUGCUGAAGCCUUUUGUUGUAUUCCUCUGUUUAAGAGUACAAUUGUUAGAGCCUAUUGUUGAUUUACUCUAUUUGGGAGUACAGCUGUUGGAGCCUAUUGUUUUGUUCCUCUGUUGGAGCCUUUUGUUUUAUUCCUAUCUGAUGGAGUUAGCAGUUGGAGCCCAUUUUGGUUUUACUCUGUUGUACAGAACACAGGGUGGAGCCUGUUGUUAUAUAACUCAUUUGUUGAGUUCCGCCUUGAGAGCCUAUGAAUGUAUUACGCUGUUGUGGGGUACAGCUGUUUGGGCUAUUGUUAAAUGACUCUUUUGUCGAGUACAGCUGUAGAUGACUUUUGUGGUGUUUCUCUGUUGUAGAGUGCAGCUGUUGAAGCCUGUUGUUGUAUUUCUGUGUUGUAGAAUACAGUUGUUGAAGCAUAGUGUUGUAUUACUCUAUUGUAGAGUACAACUGUGGGAGCCUGUGGUUAUCCUUUAUGGCUAUUUCUAUUCAGAGACUGGAGUCGUGGGCCUGGUACAUAGAUUAGAGACUGGAGUUGUGGGCUCUUUCUCUCUUUUGUGUGCUUUUUCUAUUCAGAAACUGGAGUCGUGGGCCUGCUACAUAGAUUUGAGACUGGAGUUGUGGGCUCUUUCUCUCUUUUGUGUGCUUUUUCUAUACAGAGACUGGAGUCGUAAGACUAGUACAUAGAUAUAGGAGACUGGAAUUGUGGGCUCUUUCUCUCUUUUGUGUGCUUUUUCUAUUCAGAGACUGGAGUGAAGGGCCUGGUACAUAGAUAGGAGACUGGAGUUGUGGGCUCUUUCUCUCUUUUAUGUGCUAUCUCUUUUCAGAGACUGGAGUUAUAGGCCUGGUACGUGGAUUAGAGACUGGAGUUGUGGGCUCUUUCUCUCUUUUAUGUGCUAUUUCUAUUCAGAGACUGGAGUUGUAGGCCAGGUACAUGGAUUAGCGACUGAAGUUGUAGGCCUGGUACAGGGUUUAGAGACUGGUGUUGUAGGCCUGGUCCAUGGAUUAGAGACUGGAGUUGUCGGCCGGAUACAUUGCUUAGAGACUGGAGUUGUGGGCCUGGUACAUGGAUAAGAGACUGGAGUUGUAUGUCUGGUCCAUGGAUUAGAGACCGGAGUUGUGUGCCUGGUACAUGGAUUAGAGACUGGAGUUGUGGGCCUGUUACAUGGAUAAGAGACUGGAGUUGUAGGCCUGAUACAUGGAUUAGAGACUGAGUUGUGGGCUCUUUCUCUCUUUCAUAUGCUAUUGCUAUUCAGAGACUGGAUUUGUAGGUCUGGUACAUGGAUUAGAGACUGGAGUUGUGGGCUUCUUCUCUAUCGUCCAUGAUUGACCACAUUGGCACUCUCUUAUAGCGCUUGAGUUGAGGUUGGGGUUUCUAAUGGCGUUUUAUUUACCUCCAACUUUGUUUCGGUCAUGUAUAUUGUUCGUUUGUAACGAUAUACGUCAUUUAAUGUGAAUAAAUGACAUUUUUCAAUUUCCAUCCUGGUUUGUCAAUUACUCGAAACAAAUGAACUCAACUCAUACUUUUAAGAGAGUACUCAUAAAAUUCAAUUUAUUGCCUUAGAAAUAAAUUUAUUUAUGAUACUUUCAGGGGACAUAACGCAUUACGUAGUAAAUUAUUAGUACCGAGUUUACAAUUUUGAUAGUAUUAUUUAACCAUCUCAUCUUGCGGAUAACACAACGCAAUAAUUUCACAGAUAACUUAUGCCAACCUGAAUUACGCAAACUCGAUCGUAACAUGAUGCAAGCUCUCAGUGUCGUCACCUUCCUUCUUGGGUUUGCGCAUGCGCAGAUCAACGUCAUUGACCUAACGCAUUCGCACGACGACGACGCGAUAUACUGGCCAGGAAACCCGCAGUACAAUUUUACUGUUAUAAACAGGGGAAUCAGCGCCGGCGGCUAUUGGUAUGAGUCAAACUCAUUUGCAACCGCUGAGCAUGGUGGCACCCAUAUUGACGCACCCUCGCACUUCGCUCAGAACCGGAACCGCGUCGACCAGAUACCCAUCAGUCGUCUUGUCGGCCCGGGGGUGGUCAUCAAUGUCAAGGACAAAGCCGCUGCGGACCCGGACUACCGAGUGACUAUGGAGGACCUGAAUGCCUGGGAGGACGUCCAUGGCCGGAUUCCCGCGGGAGCCAUCGUCCUCAUGAACUCCGGUUGGUCCAAGGGCUACCCGAACAAAACACUGGUAUUCGGCACGAAGAAUGUCACACAGCCGUCAACAUUCCAUUUCCCAGGGUUCCAUGAAAGUGCCGUUGAUUGGUUGGUUAAAAAUAGAAAUAUUCACGUGGUAGGCGUAGACACACCUUCUACCGAUUACGGCCAAUCAACGACGUAUCCGGUCCACGUGAUUCUCGGGGAGGCGGACAUUGCGGGUGUGGAGAACGUGGCCUAUCUCGACCUACUUCCGGAGAGCGGAUCGAUUGUUUACGUGGCGGCCAUCAAACUGCACGACGGAAGUGGCGUUCAGGCGCGCGUGUUCGCAACUACGCAGCCCCAAGGCGGCACGACCGGAGCAGCCCCUGUACACGCAGUCUUCAUGUCCACAAUCGUCUCAACAGUAGUGUUCGUGCAAAUGCUUGGCAGUUUGUAAAUUAGCUAAAGAACUUCAGCGAACACGUUAUAUAUUACCUUUUGGAUGUGUUCGCUGAAGAGAACGCCGUAUCAAAACCCUACCAGAAUUCGUGACAUUUUUAUGUCACGCUGUUAUUUCACUUGUAUGCAUUGUACAGACAAAAUAGCUGUAUCCUUAGGUUAAUGAAGUAAAAUGUAGUUCACAAACUCAUUUUCAAAACCAAAAAACGCUUUAAAGAUAGUUGAUUUAGCAUUUUAAUAAAUCCUAUUACAAGCAUUCCUUAUCUAAGUCAUAGUUGUGUUCUAAUUUAAUCACGUGACACCAAGAUUUUCAGAAAAUACCCAUGUGACCUAGUGUUUAUUUUGCUGUUAUUUUUUUCUAUUUCGAAUAAUUAAUAAAUAACUAAUAACAAAUUUGGAAUAAAUAAAUUGUUUUUACUUAUCAAAAGGUAUUUACAGCCUUACUGCAAUUGGAUUCAACUAAAUGAACAAUGUGAAUCCGAUGCUAUAAAUAGAAUCCAUCGACGUCAUCAUGGUCAAGUGAUUGCAUUGCAUCAUCACACUCAAUUGAUUCU